This is a messenger RNA of Trachymyrmex cornetzi, 1023 nucleotides long. RefSeq lists its product as uncharacterized. The record is from RefSeq and is a predicted model, not a curated record. The transcript has a single exon. Lineage: Eukaryota; Metazoa; Arthropoda; Insecta; Hymenoptera; Formicidae. Bases 1 to 1023 code for a protein of 340 amino acids.
AUGGAAAAGAGGGAACUCCCACUUGAAAGCAUGGUAAUCUGCUAUGCAGAUGAUACCCUUAUUCUAACGACUGGAGAGGACUGGGAGGAGGCCUAUGAUAGAGGCAGACCCGCUCACACAAACCUGAGGGUUGCAGGAACGACAGUACACGUUGGUAUAAACAUGAAAUACCUAGGAUUAGUGCUGGACAGCAAGUGGAAUUUUGAGGCGCACUUCUCCAGUCUAUCACCAAGAUUGGAGAAAGCAGCCUUCAACCUCAGCAGGCUUCUCCCGAACCUGGGAGGUCCGGACAACAGAGCAAGAAGGCUGUAUGCUCAAGUCGUAGCAUCAAUGGCCCUAUACGGUGCUCCUGUGUGGGCGUACGAAAUACAUAGGAAUAGGAAAUGCUUGCAAACUAUCAGGCAAACUCAGAGAAGGAUGGCUGGUAGGCUCAUCCGUGCCUAUAGGACGACCUCCUGGAUUGCCAACUCCGUGCUGGCAGGGAUGCCACCUCUUGAGUUGGAGGCCAGGAGACAAGAGGAAGCGUAUGCUAGGAUUACUGACAUAAGGAGGAAUACUCCGAAUAACAUCCCGGUACCUAAGGCCACCAUCGAGGGCAUCAGGGAGGCGACCAAAAGGAAUCUGGUCAAAAAGUGGAAGACUUGGCUGAAGGACCAGAUAUCAGAGGAGGAUGUCAUCAUUGGAGCCAUCCAAGAUCAGCUGGAGGGCUGGCUAGAGGCGAAGGUGGGGCUCUCCUUCCGGGCGACGCAGGUCCUGACGGGACAUGGUUGUUUCGGACAGUACCUGUGUCGCAUCGGGAGGGAGCUCACGCCAGAAUGCUGGAGCUGUGGAGCGGAGGUUGACUCCGCGAGGCACACGCUCCGAUACUGCCCAGCAUGGACGAUAGAAAGGAAUGCGUUGCAAGGACGUUCUAGGACUAAAUCUCGACUGGAAGUCGAUCGUUGCGGCUUUGAGAAGGGAAGACGGGAAGAGGGCCUUCUUGAAAUAUUGCGAGGUGGUUAUGUCCAAGAAGGAGGCAAUUGA